Molecule: messenger RNA, 1095 nt
Organism: Alternaria incomplexa
Lineage: Eukaryota; Fungi; Ascomycota; Dothideomycetes; Pleosporales; Pleosporaceae
Exons: 1
Coding region: 1-1095 (364 amino acids)
Source: RefSeq, a predicted model, not a curated record
AUGGACAUUGACGACGCCCUACCGCCUGCCAUCCGUCGUUCGCCGAGAGCUGCCCUCGAGGCGCAGAAGCAGUACAGGGACCACCGAACUUUUGAUUUUGACGAAUCCGACGAAGACCUGGAUGAAGCAGCCCCACCCCCAAUAGCGCGCAGUCGAUCUGCUUCAAUUGACAGCCAAACGACAUCUCGCCCUGCCUCGUCAGGCCUCAAUCCACUCCGAGCGCAUCCAGUCGAUGCGCCGCCGCCAAAGAAUCCAGCCCGCCAGUUUUCUCGUCCGUUUCGAAAUGAUGAACCUCAACAUGUGCGGUCAGCCGAACCGGAUCCCCAACUUGAGCCGCAAUCCACGCGACGACACCCACGCGGGCUCAUAUCAUAUCGCAACAAUAAGAGGGAAAUCAGUAACAUCAAGCGCUUUCCUCCUCAUCUAAGGCGCCAGACUUCACUGGAAACUAUCAACUCGGUAAACACGACAGCAUCUGAUGAUCAGAGCAUCUAUGGCAAUGAUCCACCUGAAGUUGAGGCUCCUUCGCCGGAUUGGUUUACCUUGGAAGAUGAUCCGCCGACCAAUCCUCCGCCCAGUGUCAUGUCCAAAACCUCUUCAAUGAAUUCAUCAAGUGGAAGCUCGAGGCGAACGUCGACACCCGUAGAGACACCCCUAGAGUAUGGGAGUCUCGAUCACCACACACCGCAGUCACUAUUCCGGAAGAUGAUGCCUCGGCGGUUGACAGACAAGUCGCAAGAUCCUCCUCCCAGCCCUACUCGCCUAGUCAUAGCAAAGUCGACUUCGGUUGAUCGGACGUCCGCCCACAUCUCCAGCUUUUCAAGAUCAACAACAUCCAUAUCAGAAGAGCAACGGUCUAUGCCCGAGGAACGUUCCCUUCAGUCUGUACUAGACAACGUGGAGCGAAGUCGAUCUGGCUCAAAGUCAAGCGGAAGCAGUAAAUGGAGUGCGAGCGACUUCGACACAACUACUCUGUCCGAAGCUGAACUCAAGAGGUGUAAGAAGAAAGGCAUCAACCCAGCCCUGUACGCUGAGAUGCGGGCGGCGAAGAAGGGAAAGUGGACUAGUCCCAUUGCUGGCAAUACUUUCCUUUAG